CACCUUUUUCCCUCCCGUCAAAGCUCUGUACAAAUUGCUCUUUACAGCCGUGUUUUUGUCAGAGCAACCCACGUUGGAGAGCUUUUUGGCCACUCCUCCCCAAAACGCAGUCGUAGGAGGAUGAUCUACGGCCAGAACGAGAGUGCUCCACCAAAAAGCGAAAAAGCAAGGAGGGCUGCGAUAUCACACUGCUGCGGGAGGACUUGCCUUUUUCUUCUUCGCUCAAUCUCUCUCCCAUUCCUUAUCGCUUGCUCUAGGGAUUGCAGAGUAGAACCCGCGGACUCAGCCCGAUCUGAGCGAACUCGUUCCGCCAUGGAUUGAUCCUCUCAGCUGUCGAGUUUCUCGCAGUUUGUGUUGACUUCUCUUCUUGCAGUUUUUCUUAGCUCGAGUUGGUAAGGUGAGUUGCUUUGCCAUCCUGAACUCGUUUCGUCCGAGUUUUAUCUGGCUCUAUUUCUCCAGAUCGGGUUGGUUCCUUCCUUUCUAUAUUGCGCCAUUUUUGCUGGAAUUUCCCGGUAGUUCGUAACUGGUGAUUGGAGGUGAUUUUUUAGUGAAAUGGUUGGCUUUCGGGAGGAUUUCCCUGUAGUUUAGAGUUGCAGCUUCUGUGGGGGUUGUCUUUUUCUGUUUGUUGUUUCCGCAUCACGUUGGUGAUUCUUACCAAGUGGCUGAGUAUUUUCACUUGCUUUGCUUGGCUGGGUAUCUCUGAUCUGUCAUUUCUGCAUUAUAGAUGCUUUGUUGCAACCAAUUUAGGGGAUGAGAAUUAGAUAUGGACACUUGCGCUGGGGAAUUCAUUUGGUGGGUUCACUUACCUUUGGGUUGUUUUGUUUAAUCCUCUUCAUGAUCUCUAGGUUAUCAGCUAAUGGAAGAUACCGAACCAGUUGGAACACUCAUGGAUUCUACCUCCUGCAAGAUACAGCAGCUCCAGAAGGCAUUUGCUGAGCUCGAAAGCCACCGAGCUGUAACUCUCAACCUGAAGUGGAAAGAACUCGAGGAGCAUUUUCACGGGCUCGAGAGAUCCUUGAAGAGGAGGUUUCACGAGUUGGAAGACCAAGAGAAGGAGUACGAGACCAAGACGAGGCAAGCACAGGAAGCUCUGGAGAAGCGGGAAGCUGCUGUUAAAGCCAAGGAACAGGCUUCAUUGGGGAGGCUCCAAGAGAAGAGAGAUGCUGCUAUGUUCGCUAUUACUAAUGCUUUAGAUAAGCACCGGAAAGUAUCUCCUGGAGAACCUGUUAUUGAAGCCAGUGAAGACCUGUGUGAAUCCCCUCUUGAUGACCAGCCAUCUGAUACAAUGCCUUCUGAGAGUAACUUGGGUGAAAUUGUUAACCCGGGCGAGGACGAAGAUUGUGAGGCAGUGUCUUAUCCUCAGCUGGUCAAAUUAUGUGAAGAGAUGAAUGCUGAUGGGCUGCAUAAGUUUAUAUCUGACAACCGUAAGGACCUAGCUGUUCUGAGGGAGGAGAUUCCACUUGCUUUGAAAGCUGCAGUUGAACCUGCUCAGUUGGUUUUGAACUCUCUGGAAAACUUUUAUCCCUUGGAAGACCCUCAUGUUGAUGGGAAGAAAGAUUCGAUCUUACUGGGUGUUCGCCGAACGUGUAUUAUGUUAAUGGAAUGCCUCAGCAUUUUGCUCAUGUAUUCUGAUCUAGUUUCUGUAUCUGAGGUAAUCUCGGAUGAGGUCAAAGAUCGAGCAAAGGCUAUUGCUGAGAUUUGGAAACCUAAGUUGGAAGCUCUGGACUUGGAUGCAAGCAAUGGGAAUUCCUUGGAGGCACAUGCAUUUCUGCAACUUCUGGCCAGCUUUGGCAUUGCUUCUGAUUUUGAUGUGGAAGAGCUCUCUAGGCUCAUUCCAAUGGUCUCUCGUCGCCGGCAAGCAGCUGAGCUCUGUCGAUUUCUUGGACUGUCUGACAAAAUGCCAGGGGUAAUUGAAGUUUUGGUAAACAGUGGUAGACAAAUUGAUGCAGUGAACUUGGCAUUUGCUUUCGAGUUAACCGAUCAGUUCUCACCUGUACCUCUACUGAAGUCUUACUUGAAGGAUGCGAAGAGAUCUUCUCUACCAGCUAAACCUGGGAAUGCAGCUUGCCCUGUGCAGAAUGAGGUGAACGACCGGGAGCUCGCUGCUCUUAAAGCUGUUAUCAAGUGUAUCGAAGAGCACAAGCUCGAGGAGCAGUAUCCCCUGGAGCCACUUCAGAAGCGCCUCCUUCAGUUGGAGAAGGUGAAAGCAGAAAAGAAAAGGGGAACCGAAGUUCCAAAGCCGCAAUCCAAGAGGCCACGUGCCAAUGGUGUUGGUUGUGGUGGUCCCCGCUCCGCCACCACCACCAGUAACGUUGUCUCUGACAGGACAUUCUAUCCCCCAAGAGUCCCUGAUCGAUAUCCGCAGUACACUUAUGUCUACCAAGCACCUGCUGACAACCACCAUAUGGCGCCACAGUUGAUCCCUGCUGCACCUUACAACUUCAGUCCGUCUCAUGGCAACUACUUCGGAAAUGGGUACCAGUAUCAGACCACAUAUCUUCACUAAUCGGGUAUAAAAAAAGGAUGGCGGAUAAAAGGUGACACUGAAACCUCUUGUUUAACUGUUAGCCUUAACCCUUCAGCUAUUUCUUGUUUUUGUUGUUGUAAUAUUGAGCUUAGAAUCUGAAUCAAGACCCCUCUGAGAAAAAGAAAAAGAAAAAAAGACGGAACAAGAAGGAAAACUCUACUCUCAUGUUAAUGUUUUAAUUUACUGUACCAGUGAUAACUUGAUGAUACUCUAAUAUAUGCACUUUCUUUCCUGUGUAUGCUACUGCCUCUGUUGCCUGGUUUGGUUUGUCAUCCUAUUUGACAACUUCUUGAGGUUUUUGAGUCUGUCUGCUACUGGUUACUGGCAGAACCUUCAUGCAUGUACUCGUAAUGGUUUGUACUACCUAUCAAUUAGUCAAGCUUUGAUUGAAAGCGAGAAAUAAAUCUGUGCCCUUGUU
Linum trigynum is the source of this 2945-nucleotide messenger RNA. NCBI's taxonomy places the organism in Eukaryota, Viridiplantae, Streptophyta, Magnoliopsida, Malpighiales, Linaceae. The record is from the annotation of a GenBank genome assembly.